UAUAAAAAAAAACAAGAAACCAGAGCAAACCCAAGAACCAUAAAUCUUCCAUUUCACUGUCCUAAUUCCUUUCUUAUAAAUGCUAUCUAUAAGCCCUACCUCUCUCUUCCUCCCUUCAAAACCCACCUUCAAUAGAACCCGCUCUUUCCGCUGCUCUGCAGCCGGAGACCUCUCAUUCCCGCGGUGGCUUCAAUUCACCUCGGCUGCUGAUGCUUCCAUUGGCGGAGGCAGCAUCAGGAUUGGACAAGAACUAGAUGGAGCCGCUUCCGCAGAUGGCGAGAGGAAGGGGUUUGGGGGAAAUAGUGGUGGCAGCAGCGUAAGAGUGAACGCAAGAGAAAAGAAAUGGUCAAGAAACAGAGAGAGUUAUUUGGCAGAUAAUGAAGAUGCUUUACCUCUCCCAAUGACUUAUCCUGAUUCUAAACCUGUGCCUCCUGAAGAGAUUGAUAAACGGUUAAGUUGUGAUCCUGAAGUUGAGGAUUGCAGAGAGGUGGUUUAUGAGUGGACUGGAAAGUGUCGAAGUUGCCAGGGUUCAGGGUUUGUCAGCUAUUAUAAUAAAAGGGGGAAGGAGGUUACCUGCAAAUGUGUACCAUGCCUUGGAAUUGGAUACGUACAAAAGAUAACAGCUCGGAAGGACAUUGCUGUAAUGGAGGAAUUAGACAAUGGAAAGCCAUCCUGACCUAUGACAAGUUUUUUGUGCCCCGGGAGUAUAUCUAAUUGUAACCAAUAAGUUCCCUGCAACUGUUAACAUUCUUCAUGUAGACUAGUCAUUACAUUUAAAGAGAGAGAAAAAGGAGAAUCUUCAAAAGGAGAAUUUGGAUAAGAAACUCAAGGAAUUCAUUGUAACUUUUGCAAAGAAUUAUUCUUUUCCCAAUUGUAUUCCAUUUUCUAUAA
This is a messenger RNA of Populus trichocarpa (black cottonwood), 891 nucleotides long. Its product is annotated as protein disulfide-isomerase SCO2. The record is from RefSeq and is a predicted model, not a curated record. Lineage: Eukaryota; Viridiplantae; Streptophyta; Magnoliopsida; Malpighiales; Salicaceae. The coding region runs from base 80 to 676 and encodes 198 amino acids. The transcript has 3 exons.